Molecule: messenger RNA, 3953 nt
Organism: Haliotis rufescens (red abalone)
Lineage: Eukaryota; Metazoa; Mollusca; Gastropoda; Lepetellida; Haliotidae
Product: acyl-coenzyme A thioesterase 1-like
Exons: 9
Coding region: 210-1592 (460 amino acids)
Biological process (GO): acyl-CoA metabolic process; fatty acid metabolic process
Molecular function (GO): fatty acyl-CoA hydrolase activity
Source: RefSeq, a predicted model, not a curated record
AUCAAUAACAUGUAGGUAUGGCCUUCGAUAAUGGAAUAAUUAGCCAAUGUGAUAACAUUGACCCAUUUUAAAUGGCUGGAUAUCAAACGGAUUGGGAGUUGUCUCCCUUUGACAACAUUGGCGUGAAGGCCUGCCAGGCCGCAGUAAGUGAGAUAAACACGAUGAUUAUAUGAUGUGGCUAUGUGUCUGUUUUCUGCAGGAAUAUAUUGAUGUUCGUAACAGGUCUGAUGCUAGAAGUGUUGCACAGAUCCUGCACCACAGUGUUGCACAGAUCCUACACCAGACUGAUGGCGAGACAAUUUACAAGCGGAGGCCAGACAUGUCCCAGCAGACCUUGUCUCAAUAUCAGCCCCCGUGUGGCGCUGGUAGAUGAGAGGAUCUCCAUCACAGCCAACAGUCUUCGUCCAUUACAGCGAGUGACAGUACAGGCAUGGGUGGAAGAAGGAAAGGCAGUCUUCAGCUCAUGUGGCCAUUUCCUUGCAGACCAACAAGGACAGAUCGAUGUCAGUCAACAUGCUUCCCUCGGGGGAACAUACAAAGGUGUCGACAGCAUGGGUCUGUUCUGGAGCCUGAAGCCUGUUCCAGGGGUGUCCACGAGGACUCGUAUUAUGAAGGCAGAUGUGACGACACCUCUGGUCUUCAGACUAUCAGUCAUAGAUGACCACAUCCCCUUUGAUGAUCUCCAGCUGCCCACAACAAUGGUGCUGGCAACAGGCGAGUUGCAACGCUGGUACAAGCACGGUUCUGUGAGGAGGAUUGCCGUGCGGGAAGGUUCCCUGAGAGGAACUCUCUUCUUGCCUGCAGGCGUUGGCCCCUUUCCUGGAGUGCUCGACAUGUUUGGUUCUACCGGAGGGCUGGUGGAGUUCCGAGCUGCAUUGUUGGCUUCUCGAGGUUUCGCUGCCUUCGCACUCGGCUACUUUGGUUAUGAUGACCUUCCCAAAUCAUUGGCUGACCUUGACAUGGACUACUUUCUUGAUGCUGUGGACUGGCUGGCCUCUCUUCCCUAUGUCCAGGCUGGAGGUAUCGGUGUGGUCGGUACCUCAAAGGGUGGUGAACUGGCCUUCCUGCUUGGCAUGUCCUGUGAUAAGGUUAAAGCUGUGGUGAACGUAAGUGGGUCUCCAAUAUUUUCAUUUGACGAUCUCAAGAAAUCAGGACAGGUCUUUGUGAAAGGAUUGCAUUUUGACAGAACUAAAGUUGAUCGUACUGAUGAGGGUGUUACUACAACCCGCUGCUUCCCGUAUGACCCUGCAACAUUUAUUCCGGUGUGGGAGAAAAAUGCAUCAUUGUUAUACUUGUGUGGAGAAGAAGACGGCACAUGGACAACUGCCAAUGCUAAUAAAUUCAAGGACAGUUUCCCAGCAGAGAAGAGGGAUAACAUUGAAGUUGUCAUCUACCCAAGGACGGGGCACCUCAUAGAACCACCAUACAUGCCCCUAUGUAGAUCAUCUUAUCACAGAAUGCUAGACAUAACUCUCGUGUGGGGAGGACAGCCUGAAGCUCAUGCUGCAGCCCAGGAGGACGCCUGGAAGAGACUCCUCCACUUCCUCCAAAAACAUCUAUCACAAGAGUGUCUCACCUCUAGUCGAUUAUAGCUUAAAAGCACUCUUCUGUACCUUUUGAUAUUUUGUUUCUAGUCUGUCCACUUCCUCAAGAAACAUCUAUCACAAGAGUGUCUCACCUCUAGUCGAUUAUAGCUUAAAAGCACUCUUCUGUACCCUUUGAUAUUUUGUUUCUAGUCUGUCCACUUCCUCCAGAAACAUCUACCAUGGGAGCAUCACACCUCAGGUCGAUCAAUUAUCGCUGAUACUGUUCGAAGUCACAUGGUUGAUGUUGGAGGUGAUUUAGGGACCGACCCCGACCAUUUGAUAUUAUAGGAGCAUGAGCAUAAAUAAUUUGUCCUCAGGUAUUCGCCCCAACAAAAAAUAAAUUUAUUUCCAGACCUGCUGGAUGUCCUGAAAAAAAGUGAACAUAUUGUAUUUAUCAGCUCCUCCUUUCACAGAAAAUAUGUGUGUUUUGAAGUUGUCCACCUAAAAAUAUAUUGUUCCCCACCCUCCAUGAAAUUAAAAUGGUGGGUCCCCCCCCCCCCCCAAAAGAGAUUUGUUGGUCACAAUGACUUCAGUGUAUAGGAAGUGCUUGGAUGAUAGCUACUUGGAAUUUCUAACUCUGAGCUUGUAAAAAUGUUGUCUCAUCCUCAGCAGUGAAGCUGACUGAUGACUUUCUGGCAGUUUUCAUAAGAUUUAUUGCCGGUUCGCCCCAAUUAUGUUUCUAAUUUUGUCAGCGCCAUACCCGUGCUCGUGGGUUUGACCGAAGUGGUAAACAUUUGAGACCUGCAUCACUUCAGGCUUUCCUCCCACAUGAAGCUGACAUGCCAUGAUAUAACUGAAAUACUGUUAAAAGCGGUGUUCAACCCAACUCACUCACUCACUCCUCCAAAAGAGAGACGUAUUGUUUUUGGCUCGUUCCCUUUGGCACCCCAAUCCUAGUCUGAGCCAUAACUUGAAAACCAAGCCACAUUUUUCAACAAAACUUGGCAUAUGCUUUGCUCAUCAGCUAAACUGGUGCCUUUUGCUAUGUUGGAUUUUUCUAAAUCUUAUUUUGUUUCGUUUCUAUAGAAACAAUGUGAACUCUAGGCUUCGUAUCCAAGCCAGAACUCUCAAACAAAAGAAUAUUUUUGCAUGAAACUAUACAUGUGCAAUGACAACAUACCACAUACUAUCGCCUUUUAAUAUUUUAAUACUUUAAAUUUGAAUCAAACCAGAAGCAUUUGUUUCCUGCCAAAACUCUACAGCUAAAGAAUAUUUCUGCAUGAAACCAUUAUCUUUUCAGGCUAAAAUAUAUGUCAUGCAUUUAUCAUCAGCUGAAUUGCUGCCUUUUGCUAUUUUUAAUUUUUCACGUUUCCAUAAUCCGCUUCCGUGUAUUUAUCUUGAAUGACCCCUUUUCACCUCAACUCACACGUUUCCAUAUAAACAGUUUGCACUGAGUUUCCAAUGAUUAUAGCUGACAAUUUAGUCAGCUGAAAUAUGUGAAUACAAAUCAGCACUGGUUUUCCAUGUAUAUUGUUACUCUGACCUUCUGUUUAUCAGUUUAUUGUAGUUCUCUUGCUUAAAUUGACACACCAUGAAUAAUUUCUAACGAAUGAUUUCACACAUGAAAUAAUUUCCACAGUGCCACAAGAGUGAGAAGACAAGUACUACCCUAUCACUGUACUUAUUAUUUGUCCAUAUUUAGAAUUUUGUCCAUGCUCACAUAUUUGCCAACAUAUAUUGCUGUCAGACUUUUCAUUAUGUUGGCAUAUAUAUGCAUUUAUCAGUUUGUGCGGGUAUUUUUUUGCUAUUAUUGUUUUUGCAUUUGCAAACCCAUUUAUGGUAACAAGUUGAACAAAUGUAUCAAAAUAAGGAAGGGGGAGGCAUAUUUAUUUAUAAGCAAAAUCACAUUCUAGUUCAUAUUGUUAAUGAUCACUUGCCACCAAAAUUCAUUUUUGUGUCUUUUAGCUGAGUUAAACACACAUAGGAAAUUGCUCUGCAAUAAAUAUGUAUUCUUCAGACAUUAACUUCUGUCUCGUCAGUCACCACCUGCACCUCUGACACUCCCAUCUGCGAUGGUUACGCCCACCAGAGGCGUUGUACGUUGGCGUUGUACUUCAUCGCCUCAGAGGCAGCCUACGUCAACUUGACGCCCCACAGUCGUCAACUACUACAGGCGUCUUGUGUCAGCGCUUCUCAGGGUCCUCGUUCACGUAUGCCUCUGUCACCUCGACCUAGAGCGCCCGAGGUGGCUGAUGCAGCUGUGAUCUCGCCUCCUCGUCUGGCUGGAUUUAUUCCAAAUCAUCCGAAGAGUUGCCAUUUAUGCCACUAUUUACUCAAGUCAAUAUGACUUUAAAAGUCAAAGUUCAUGUGAUUAUAUUGUAUUUUUUUAACCUAUGUACUAAUUUUGAAGUAAAAAAGUUGAAAGAA